Mugil cephalus (flathead mullet) is the source of this 1127-nucleotide messenger RNA. Its product is annotated as dual specificity phosphatase 29-like. Gene Ontology annotation, cellular component: cytoplasm. Lineage: Eukaryota; Metazoa; Chordata; Actinopteri; Mugiliformes; Mugilidae. Gene Ontology annotation, biological process: protein dephosphorylation; negative regulation of MAPK cascade. Gene Ontology annotation, molecular function: protein tyrosine/serine/threonine phosphatase activity; MAP kinase phosphatase activity. The coding region runs from base 291 to 1022 and encodes 243 amino acids. The record is from RefSeq and is a predicted model, not a curated record. The transcript is spliced from 4 exons.
UGAUAAGACUGCAGAAAAAAACAGACACAAAAGCUGUGUACUUGUAAACUGGUAUGAGAUCAAAGAGAAUGAUAAAAGAAAAGUUAAUUAGUUUUAAUAAAAAAAAAAGCUCAGUUGAAAUUUUAAUUUAACGGUCGUGAUGUGAAUAGAGUAACAACAAACCCCUACAAAUUACUACCUGAAAAAUUAUUGGAUUUCUGUACUGGUAUCUAGUGAUAAGUGACGUUUCCUGUUCUGCACCGAUCGUGGCAUCAAAUAAUAACUUUCAACUGUCUUUUACUUGAACUUGCAUGUGGCUACAAAGAAGUGACAUCUGUCAGCUGCUGCCAUGGUUACGCUCAACAGCUGAACGCCCUGUCCACCCCACCAAGCCCAAAUGUGCACAGGGGUCAGACGUGUCCUCCUCUGUGAUGACGUCCAGAAGCAAGAACCCGUACGCGGCGGUGCAGGUGGAUCCAGACAGUGACUACAUCACGCCGGGUACACUAGACCUGGAGCAGCAGUUCUGGACCGGCACCGCAGCCAAGUACACACAUGUCAACCAGGUGUGGCCUGGUGUCUACAUCGGAGACGAAAAAACAGCUCUGGAGGUGCAGGGCCUGGUGGAUCUGGGUAUCACCCAUGUCCUGAAUGCAGCAGAGGGGAAAUUCAACAACGUGCUCACUGGCGCUGAGUACUACAGGGACACGGAUAUUGAGUAUUUUGGCGUAGAGGCUGAUGACAAACCCACCUUUAACAUCUCCCAGUACUUCUGCCCUGCAGCAAAGUUCAUCCAUGAGGCUCUCAGUCACCCACAGAACAAGGUGCUGGUCCAUUGUGUGAUGGGUAGAAGCAGGUCAGCCACCCUGGUCUUGGCCUACCUGAUGAUGAAACGCAAUUUAACAGUAGUGGAUGCAAUUGAGCAUGUGCGACAGCGCCGGUGCAUCCUCCCCAAUCACGGCUUCCUGAAACAGCUCCGAGCCUUGGACAUUGCCCUGCAAGAGGAACGGCUGAGGCAAAAAAGAGAAACGCAACAGCAAUAGCACACAAUAAACAGAUGCUGCACUUCAGUUUUCCCCCCAUACAUACAAAAAUGUACAUUUUUUCUUUAUUUAUUGUAACAUUAAACUUUUUUCUUUUCCACUAAA